This is a messenger RNA of Dreissena polymorpha, 1091 nucleotides long. RefSeq lists its product as uncharacterized. Bases 39 to 380 code for a protein of 113 amino acids. The transcript is spliced from 4 exons. The record is from RefSeq and is a predicted model, not a curated record. Gene Ontology annotation, molecular function: protein binding; metalloendopeptidase inhibitor activity. NCBI's taxonomy places the organism in Eukaryota, Metazoa, Mollusca, Bivalvia, Myida, Dreissenidae.
GAGAGGAGUAAACGUUUAAUGAAAGCUAUUUCUUGAAAAUGAAAUCAUUAGUGUUGAGUGUUCUGUUUGUAAGUGUUUUAGGUCUUAGUGAAUGCUGUAGGUGCGCUGUAAGGCCCGAUUUGGAUCUGGGCUGUGCAUCAGAUUUCAUAAUCAAGACGAAAGUGACAAGUCAACUUCGAAAUCAUGCGGUUCCAAACGAUUCUGACAGCUUCUACUAUAUGAUUAAGCAACCAUGUUAUGUUAAUACAUACAAGUUCAAUUUCCGAUCUGAUGUAUCUGCGGCAAACAAAGCGAGAGUAUACAACAGUGAGAGUACCGGAUCGUGCGGUGUCUUUUUAGAAAGGGGAAAGACAUACAUUCUGUCAGGGAGUGUCAAUUAAGAAAAGCAGCGCAUGGAAAUGAACUCGUGUUCGUCUUGGGUGCGGGAAACGAGUCAAAUCAGUCCAGAGUCCCACCAGCUGUUGAUGCAGUUUAAACAAGGGACCGUUGUAUGUCCGCAGGGAAAUUAAGCGAAAACGAUUGCAUACAUAUUAUAAACAUGCUUUGCUAACUUAAUUGUACAGUACUGAACCGUUAACAAUGCAUACAUGUCAUAGUAAACGAAAAGAACACAAUUUUGUAUUUUCGUUAACCAUUUUAUGAAUCACGGUUUAAGAACGGUUUGAUGGGCUAUUCCUAAUUUAAUUAUUGCACGAAUGCGUACAUGUAUGAAAACAAUGUGGCGAAACGUAUGACAGGAUUUCAGCGAACGUCAUCUUGUAAACCACAUUGUUAACCUUAAACGUAUGACAUUAUUUCAGCGAACGUCAUCUUGUAAACCACAUUGUUAACCUUAAACGUAUGACAUUAUUUCAGCGAACGUCAUCAUGUAAACCACAUUGUUAACCUCAAACGUAUGUCAUGAUUUCAGCGAACUUCAUCUUGUAAACCACAUUGUUAACCUUAAACGUAUGACAUGAUUUCAGCGAACGUCAUCUUGUAAACCACAUUGUUUACCUUAAACGUAUGACAUGAUUUCAGCGAACGUCAUCUUGUAAACCACAUUGUUUACCUUGUGAAUUUGUUGAACUGUGUAAUGAAAGUGCACCAAC